Messenger RNA from Colletotrichum karsti, 315 nucleotides. RefSeq names its product Gon7 family protein. The record is from RefSeq and is a predicted model, not a curated record. Lineage: Eukaryota; Fungi; Ascomycota; Sordariomycetes; Glomerellales; Glomerellaceae. The transcript has a single exon. The coding region runs from base 1 to 315 and encodes 104 amino acids.
AUGACCGAAUCAAACGGCACCGCCGCACCGGCCCUGACCUUCUCCGCGACCUACACCUCCCCCGCCAACGAGCCCUUCACCCACACCGAGCCCAUCCCCGCGCCGCCGACCUCCGGCGUCGACGACAGGACGGCCUACCUCAACUCCCUGCGCAAGGCCAUCGGCACCGCCCAGGAGACCAUCAACAGGGAGCUCACGGCGCGCAUGGAAGAGGACAAGGCCCGUGAGGCGGGCGGCAAGAACGGCGCGUCCGCCGUCGACGAUGCCCUCGAGGAAGAGAAUUACGGCGAGGAGGCACCUCCCAACGACGACUGA